Molecule: messenger RNA, 606 nt
Organism: Eremothecium gossypii ATCC 10895
Lineage: Eukaryota; Fungi; Ascomycota; Saccharomycetes; Saccharomycetales; Saccharomycetaceae
Gene: SHR3
Product: Shr3p
Exons: 1
Coding region: 1-606 (201 amino acids)
Biological process (GO): endoplasmic reticulum to Golgi vesicle-mediated transport
Cellular component (GO): endoplasmic reticulum membrane
Source: RefSeq, marked provisional
AUGGUUAAGUUCACGUACAAGGAUGCUUGCACUGUCGGGUCCGCGCUCAUUGUGAGUGCGACGACGUUCAUUAUGGGUGUCUUCUUCGCCAACCAGGCCUACGACUACCACUUGCUGUUCAAUGCGAACAUGACGCAGGAACACUAUGACAACGCCCUGCGCCACUACCAGACCCUUUACUUCACUGCCCAGCCAGUAUUGUAUAUCUUCGGUGCUAUUGCGAUCUUUGGGCUGCUUGGAUCCCUGAUUCGGAUCUACAAGCCCAACCCGGAACUGCAGCUGUUCGAGUACGGUUCGCUGGCCAUGUACGUUCUGGGAGUGUGUGUGUUCUUGACCAACAUCAAGACCGGCAUCAAUUCGGCGCACUACGGCAAUUGGGGCGAGGUGACGCAGAACCAGGGUCUGGCUGUCAUCGCGUCCUCGAAUAUCAUCUUGCUGGUUGUCUUUGUGGGUGUGCUUGUGCUGCAGGGUGGCCUGUGGUACUCGGAAUGGGAGUACGAGCAGCGCCUGGAAACCUUUAUGGCAGAACAGGAGGCUGAGAAUUCAGCUGCGCCUAAGGAACCGGCAAAAGGCGGCAAGAAAUCCGCCAAGUCCAAGAAGGAAUAA